AUGGCAGGAUCAUCCCACGAAGUACAGCCGUCGGCGGCCAAGGAAAGCAAGGUCAAGGGGCCAAUUGUGCUGCCCUCGCACCAGCUGCCGGAGCGAUUCUACAAGGGAGGACCGCGCAUCUCGACGUUCCGUGGCGAGGCGUCCAAGAGCGAUCGCGAGCCGGAAGACUGGGUGGCCUCGACGACGUGCUGUGCUGGCUACGACACUCUGGGACUGACGCGUCUUCCGACCACCAACACGCUUCUCGCCGACGAGAUCCGCAACGACCCGGCUGCAUGGCUGGGCGCAGAGCAUGUCGCCAAGUAUGGAGCGGACACCAAGCUGUUGAUCAAGCUGCUGGAUGCGGGGCAGCGACUGCCCAUCCAUGCGCAUCCCCACGUCGACUGGGCACGCGUGCACGUGAAGCGCAACCACGGCAAGGCGGAGGCCUGGCACAUCCUCGCACCAGGCCGUGUCUACCUCGGCCUCAAGCAGGCGGUUUCGGCAGAGCGCAUGCUGGAGCUGGUCGACAAGCAGGAGAUCGAAACGAUGCUCGCAAUGAUGUACGAGGUGGAUGUCGAGGCGGGAGACACCGUCUAUGUUCCGCCCGGCCUGCUGCACGCCAUCGGAGAGGGCAUCCUGCUGGUCGAGGUGCAGGAGCCUGAAGACAUGUCCAUCCUGCUCGAGUGGCGCGACUUUGAGCUCGACGGACAGGCAGAUGGACACCUCGGCCUCGGAUUCGAAAAGGCCAUGACUGCCGUCACUGUGGAUGGCCUCUCGGAAGAGCAGGUGUCGGAGCUGGUGGUGCGAUCCAAGGGCCGAGCCUCGACCAACCUGCUGCCUACAGAGGCACUUGAGUACUUCCGCAUGGACAAGAUCGACAGCAACGCUACAGUCGAGCCUAGCUUUCAGCUUGCCGUCGUCCUUCAAGGGCAGGUCGAGGCUAGUGUCCAAGGCAGCUCACCCACUGUCCUUCGCGCGGGGACCACUACGCUCUUCCGACACGCCGAUGGUCCCCGGACCGGAGGUGAAGGUGAGGUUCAGGGUCGUACAGGCAAAGCGCACGGCCACUGUCUCGGUAUCGACAACAUCCUUCGGCCCCAAGUGCGACCAUACACCAGCGCAGUCGCAACAAUGCCAGCUCGAGAGGAGGACCUGCUGAUCCUGUCGGUGCAGCCAGGCAUCAAGAUCGUCGGCAUCCUGCAGCGCAAGAACAUCGAGGCGUCCACCUCGUCGCAACGCCGCCCCAUCGCGCUCAUCCUGCACGGCCUGCUGGCGCACAAGAACCAGUGCUACCAUCGUGCGCUCGCCGAUGCGCUGUCCAUCGACUCGUUGCGCUUCGAUUUUCGCGGCAACGGCGACUCGCACGGCGACUGGACGCUGGGCAGCCUCGACAACGAUGUGACCGACCUGGCGACGGUCGUGCGCCACCUCCAUCAUCAGCUGGGCUACAAGAUCGAGCUUAUCGUGGCGCACUCGCGCGGAUCCAUGGUCUCGUGGAUGUACCUCUCGCGCGGGCCAGAGGUGCUUCGUGCAGAUAUGGGCAGCGCUGGCGUUCCCAACCUUGCCGUCGUCUCGGGUAGGUGGUUCAUGGACGGAGUGCUCGAGACGUACGCACGCUUCCAGGAGGGUUUCAAAACGGACGGCUUCUAUCGCUGGAAGUUUACGAGUGCAGGCAAGAAGCGAGAACACAUCGUAUACCCCAAGGACCUCGAGGACAUGGCGGCGAUCAAGGAGCCCAGAGACUACGUCGCCCGCGUGUCGCCAGACACACAAGUCCUCAUCCUUCACGGCACGGCAGACCAGAUUGUGCCGGAGCGCGAUGCACACACGUAUCUCGCCGCGCUCGACUCGAAUCCUGCGCGCACACCGGGCUCGCACCAGCUUCAUCUCAUCCAGGGCGCCGACCACAUGUACAGAGGUGCCACGCAGCCCGUCGUCGAGCGCAUCUGCAGCUGCGCGACCAUGCCUCGCAACACCUCCGCCGCGUGCCUGCUCUUUGUGCGCAUCUGCCAGCUGCGAGUCGAUGGCAAGAACGUGGGCGAUCUCGUGGACCGCAUCCAGACGCUCUCGCUCGAGUACCAGCAAGCCUCGGGCAGCGCUGUGGACGACGAUGCGCUCAUGGCCAUCCUCAUCAACCAAGCCAUGCCCAUCCCCGAGUACCACCUCGUCGUCAAGGAGCUCACCGAGUCUGGCCGUCUGACCGACUACUACACGCUCGCCUCUGCGCUCCAGAACCGCUGGAAGCAGAUCCGUUGA
Moesziomyces aphidis is the source of this 2238-nucleotide messenger RNA. The record is from the annotation of a GenBank genome assembly. NCBI's taxonomy places the organism in Eukaryota, Fungi, Basidiomycota, Ustilaginomycetes, Ustilaginales, Ustilaginaceae.